CGCUGUGUUCAUGCCGUGUACUGCAAUUCUAGAAAAGUUUGGUGGGUUUCGCAUGUGACUAAUUGAUUACACAUCAUUACUCUGACCCGUGAAAGGAAGUCUUCGUUUUUGCCUAACCCUAUUUCUGCACUCGCGAGGAAAUGUUGCACGUUGGUCUUGAAUGUCUUCUCAAUUCUCAUAACCUCGUCUUAUUCUAUUAUUUUGAUUAAGAUGGGCCAUUGCACGUGUUGUGCACGUGCGGCAUGCCUGAAAUUAUGUGAGGCAAUUGCUGGCGAGCCAUUUCUGUAAUUAAAGCGAACGUCGGGGGCUUCUUUUAAACUAUGUUCGCCGAUUCGCUCGAUUGAACCUCAUCGGGUAUCGGCCGUUCGAUAUCGCAAAUGCCUUGCUAAUCCAACGGUUUACGGAGGGCCAGCUCACGAAUCCGCGCCAAACGCAAUUGUCCAAUUAUUAUCCCUCUCCUCUCCCUAUAUAAUGAUCCCUCAAAAUCCAUUUUUUUCAUAUUUCUCCUUCCAUUCGUUCGCUCUUUCGCUCGCUUUCCCCAAAAGCCCUAUUUCGAUUUCCAAUGGCGCCCAAGGCGGAGAAGAAGCCUGCGGAGAAGAAGGCGGUGGCGGAGAAGGCCCCCGCCGAGAAGAAGCCCAAGGCGGAGAAGCGUCUCCCGAGCAAGGAGGGCGGCGCGGGCGACAAGAAGAAGAAGAAGAAGGCGAAGAAGGGGAGCGAGACCUACAAGAUCUACAUCUUUAGAGUGUUGAAGCAGGUCCACCCGGACAUCGGGAUCUCGAGCAAGGCCAUGGGCAUCAUGAACUCCUUCAUCAACGACAUCUUCGAGAAGCUCGCGCAGGAGGCUUCCAGGCUCGCUCGAUACAACAAGAAGCCGACCAUCACCUCCCGGGAGAUCCAGACCUCCGUCCGCCUCGUCCUCCCCGGCGAGCUCGCCAAGCACGCCGUCUCCGAGGGCACCAAGGCCGUCACCAAGUUCACCAGCUCUUAAGUUUGUGUUUCGGUGUUAGGGUUUUGGUUUGCUCGUUUUUAGGGUUUCUUGUUGACUGCUUUUUUUAAGGCCUGUAUUUUGGGUUGGAUGGGCGGUGGUGGGUCUUGCUGUAAAUGCCUAUAAGAGAAAAAGGUUUUUCUUGUUGAUUUCAGGCUUCAGGUUUUGUCUCUGGACCACGUUGCGGUUUGCAGUUUUUCCCCCUUUUCAGAUAAA
This is a messenger RNA of Elaeis guineensis (African oil palm), 1201 nucleotides long. RefSeq names its product histone H2B.3. Gene Ontology annotation, molecular function: structural constituent of chromatin; protein heterodimerization activity; DNA binding. Gene Ontology annotation, cellular component: nucleosome. Lineage: Eukaryota; Viridiplantae; Streptophyta; Magnoliopsida; Arecales; Arecaceae. The record is from RefSeq and is a predicted model, not a curated record.